AUGGCGAAGGUCGCCGAAGGUAGCCUCAGCUCGGCUGCAUUCGUUCCCUCCGCCGCCGGAGCCGUCGACCACGCCAACGGCGGGAGCACGCCCGACAAGGCGGCUCGCAAGAAGCGCAAGACGCACACGCAGCACUCCUUCAACUGCUGGGGCCACGAGAUGUCGCGCGGUUCAAUUGCUCGACUGUGUGGAGAAGUGCUCCUCUCUGCCGGCGGCGGAGCCUUUCGAGAGCACUUUUGCAGCCGGUGCAGGUCGGGGGGAGUAUUAAUCGCGGCGUCGCGCAUUUUCAUCGCUCCUCGCGGCCUGAAGAACCGGCGCACAGAAGGCGUGUGGAACGAAUGCACCCCAUCCGCGACGACGCCGCUGCCGCCGCACCGCGUCGUCAACCAGACCUCAGACUGCACCGGGCCCACGCUGGUCGUUUUGCGGGACGAGGCGCCGGGCGCUCCGCUGCCCGGCCUCAUCCCACUCGCUGCCAGCAGCGCGGUCUCUGGAACCGUUUUGGUCGAGUUCCGCGUCGGACGGACUCUCACGCCCGUUUUUCCGCUGCCGGAUUGGGAGGGGCCCGGGACGAGCGGCUCAUCUUUGUUGGAGACGGCAGGGCGUGCGGCUGAGCCGCCGCGGCUAGGGGCUCAGCCGCUCCUCGCACCUUUCACCUCCCUUUUGCAGGUUCAGAGCCAGAUUCAGCGGACGCCGUCCGCCGCCGCCGCCGAUGCAUGCGCGGCUUCCGCGCUGAUUGGGCUCGCGUCGCCGCCUGAGCGGCGCAAGGGCGGCGCAGCCUCCUCGUUGGCCAGCCAUGGCGGAGCGGCGCCGGGGUACAUCCCGCCGGCAGACGUCCAGACCGCCAGACUGGGGGCCAGCGGCAAUGGCGGGCUGGGCAGCACACCGCCACCGUCGCCUCCAGAGGCGCUGGCAUUCUUGGCCGUGGUCUUUUGGGUCCGCUCCCACUCCGCCUCGUACUACGACCAAGAGCCACGCCCCUCGGUCCCGCUCUGGAUUGCGCGGCCCGGCGCCUUCACGCUGCCCUUCUUCGCGGCCGCCUACCUGACCCAGCUCGCUUCGGGCAACGGACGGCUGGCGGGGCACGUCUGGUGCGCCGCUUGCAUCCUCGUCCCCGCCACGGCUGUCGCGACCAUGUUUUUGCGGCCGGCCGCGGCCAUCGAGUCGGAGCUCCUCCACCACACGAGCAGCUCGCCGCUCAAGUUCGGCGUGACCUUCUCGCUCGGGCUGGUCCACAGUGCACAGCCGCGCAGCACCUCGUUCAAGCUCCUCCUCGCGGCGGCGUUGGUCGCGCUGGGCUCGUCGAUCCUCGCCGUCGCCUACCUCCGCACGGGCGACGGGCGGUGGGUGCGGACCGUCAUCCACCCGCUCGGCUUGCCGUUUGCCCUGCCGGCCCUACUCCCGCACGCGAUCGAGGCGGAGCUUUGGCGCGGCGUGACGAGAGCUCUCCAGCGCCUGAGAGGCGACGGCCGCCGCCGGCACCGCGGCGGCACACAUGUCGAGCGUUAG
This is a messenger RNA of Emiliania huxleyi CCMP1516, 1509 nucleotides long. RefSeq lists its product as hypothetical. The transcript is spliced from 3 exons. The record is from RefSeq and is a predicted model, not a curated record. The coding region runs from base 1 to 1509 and encodes 502 amino acids. NCBI's taxonomy places the organism in Eukaryota, Haptophyta, Isochrysidales, Noelaerhabdaceae.